AUGGCUUCCCUACUACCCAGAGAGUGCUGCACUACAGGAAUUGAGCAUGACGGAACUCCAAACGGGACCAUCGAAAAUAUCGAAAACGUACCAACAUAUUUCGCUCAUCCCGCUAGUCCUAAUGGCAACGCAAUCCUCAUAUUCAGCGAUGUCUUUGGUCCGAUCUACCAAAACAUCCAGCUUAUGGCAGACGACUUCGCCGCGCAAGGUUACGUAACCGUGGUUCCCGAUCUCUUCAAGGGCGAUCCUCUGAGCCCGGAACCGUUUUAUACUGGCAAAGUGAAGAAGUUGGGUUAUUGCUUCGGUGCUAAGCACGUAGUCGGCAAUUUGAAAAAUGACCGCCUUGAUGCUGGCUACGUAGCCCAUCCCUCAUUCGUCACCUCCGAUGAGCUCUCAGCUCUCAGCAAGCCCUUGUUCAUCGGCGCAGCUGAAAUUGACACCAUCUUCACUUCCGAGAAGCGUUCCGAGUCUGAGAAGAUCCUCGCUGAUCUCAAGGCCCCGUACCAGAUUAAUCUUUAUGGGGCAGUGUCACAUGGCUUCGCGCUCAGGGGAGAUUUAUCGAUCAAGGAAGUGAAGUUUGCAAUGGAUCGGGCUUUUGAGCAGGCUGUCACUUGGUUUAAGUAUUGGCUUUAA
Molecule: messenger RNA, 633 nt
Organism: Hyaloscypha bicolor E
Lineage: Eukaryota; Fungi; Ascomycota; Leotiomycetes; Helotiales; Hyaloscyphaceae
Product: dienelactone hydrolase family protein
Exons: 5
Coding region: 1-633 (210 amino acids)
Molecular function (GO): hydrolase activity
Source: RefSeq, a predicted model, not a curated record